Mangifera indica (mango) is the source of this 1330-nucleotide messenger RNA. RefSeq lists its product as uncharacterized. Gene Ontology annotation, molecular function: A2-type glycerophospholipase activity. Gene Ontology annotation, biological process: phospholipid metabolic process; arachidonate secretion. NCBI's taxonomy places the organism in Eukaryota, Viridiplantae, Streptophyta, Magnoliopsida, Sapindales, Anacardiaceae. The transcript has 3 exons. The record is from RefSeq and is a predicted model, not a curated record. The coding region runs from base 207 to 923 and encodes 238 amino acids.
AUAAAAGAAAUUGUUAGUCACCUUAAUCCAGCGCGAUUUUACUCCCACCACGUAAAAUUUUCUCUUCUUUUUUUGAAUUUCUCAUCCUCAGGAAAAUUCUUUGUACAUGGAAUCAGGAUUUCACCUUUUCCUUCUCUUCUCUUGUUCCGUCAAAGUUUGCUGAAGGCUAAGCUCUGUUUUAUGGUGACAUCUUGCCUUUGCUGAAGAUGAAAUUUGAUUUUCUUAGUAUUGGAUGGUCUAGCAUCCAUUUGAAAGAGGAUAUGCAAGAAAACCUUGAAUCUAAGUCUGUGAUCAUCGAACAACCGGAACAAAAGGCUGGUUUUGACAUCAAGCUAUGGAUAUGUUCACUCAUAUCUCUUGUUCCUUGGGCGAUUAAUGGUAGAGAUGAUAAUCGGGGACCAACAACUAUAAACAGAAGGUUGAAGAAGCGUGCCCGGCUACAAGGGUUUAAUGACCCUACUCUCAGAGUUAACCAUGUGAAAUUUAGACCAUAUGUGUCAAAGGUCCCGUGGCAUAAAGGUGCAAGGGCAUUUCUCUCCCAGCUGUUUCCUAGGUAUGGACACUAUUGUGGACCGAAUUGGUCCAGUGGGAAAGACAAAGGUUCUCAUAUUUGGGACAGGAGACCGAUCGAUUGGUUGGAUUAUUGUUGUUAUUGCCAUGACAUAGGUUAUGACACUCAUGAUCAGGCUGAAUUGCUGAAAGCAGACUUAGAGUUUCUUGAAUGCUUGGAGAGGCCGCAUAUGAGUACUAUGGGAGAUGCUCGUGCGGCUACUAUUUACAGGACAAUGUGCAUCUUAGGUCUGAAGACUAUGUUAAUACCGUAUAGAAGACACCUGGUGAAGCUACAAGCUGGACAUCCGUUAUUUGAUUUUAGAUGGUUAAGCAAAUUCAACUGGAGAAGGAUUCAGUUGCAGAAAACCUGAAAAAUAGAUCACAGAGUUCUGGGAACUGGCCAGCCACAGGGAUGAGUCCCUAUCUUGCAAUCGCAGCAGGUAGAAGAGUAUAUAGGUAUCUGAUAUUCUAUUAUUUAUUUUUGUUGAAGUUUACCUGUGCUAGAGCUUUAUUGAAGCUUCUGUCGGGAAUAAGAACUUCCGAACCCAGUCCUCCUUUAGCUUUUCCCCCUGCCUACUGCCCGCACUGUUAAAUGAUAUACAGAACUAGCUUAACAGCUUUAAAUUUGCUUGCCACUACCUGAACAUAAAUGUCGAUAUUUUGCUUGAAUAAUUGUAUUUACAUAUAGGAUUUACAAUUCUUGAUCAUACUGGUCUUAAAUGUCAGAUGUGUGCUUUUGAGGAAAUGAAAUGCUAAUGGUAACCUCAUUUAGCUUGAA